AUGUCAGGCAGCACAGACAGGAAGAAUCAAGGAAUUCUUGAAGCUGUGGCUAAACAAGAUUCAUCUUCAUUAACUGAUGCUGUAGAGCAAGUUGCAAAACAACAACAAUCACAAACAUCAGAAAUAGAAAAAAACAAAAAAAUUCUGUUGGAUUUACAGAAUGAACUUCAUGAGCUUGAAAAACAAAUAAUAUCUGUCUCUGAAGAAGCUAAAGAAACAGAAAGGCAAAUUUAUCAGCAAGAUGUUACCAUAGAGAAUACCAAACUUCACUGUGGAAACCUGGAAACUCAAAUUAGAUCCUUACACACAGAAAAUGUAAAGCUUAAAUUUGACAUAGAAGCAGCGCAAGAAGAGCUUGAGGAACACAUGAUAAGAUAUAAUGAAUAUUAUGCAAAAAUAGAAGCUCAUAAAGAUAGUCUAGGGGAUGUAGAAAGAAAAUGGCCAUUCAUGACUGAACUCCAUGAAAAACGAGAUCUUGUUAAAAAAUUAACAACAAUGAAAGAGGAACUUAUGCAAGAUCUCCAAAAUCCAGAAGGAAAUUGGAUGAAAAAAGUACAGGAAGAUAUUGCAAAGCUAAAGGAUAAAAUUAAAUCUGUAAAAGAAUCUAUCAUUGAAAAAUCUUGUUUUCUUGAGGAAGAGAAACAGACACAUGAAAAAUUAAGAAAAGAAAUAGAGGUACAACAUAAGAGAUAUGGUGCGAUUCUUAAGCGUUUGCAUUGUCAAGUGAACAAGCUUCAGUCAAAUAGAAGACAGUGGCAAUGGAACAUUCAACAACUGGAAAAAACUGCAGCUGAACUAAGAAAACACAUUGGAAUGAAAGAUUAACCAUGGUCAAGGAGUAACGUACAGUACAGUCUAUGUCAACAAGAGUUGUGCCAAAGAAUGUUGAGAAAAUUCUUUGGACUCUUAACAACUACCAUCAUUAUCAAAGAUCUACCAUAGUGACAAAUUUCUCUUUUUUUUUGAAUCAGUCAUGUAUUCUUACUGUAUCUGAAAUUUGGUAAGAGUUUACCUGAUAUAAAAUUGAUAGUGAUAUUCCUUCCUGUAAUUGAUAGUAAUAGAUAGACAAUAGAAAUGCUAAUAGAAGAAUAGUGGAAGACAUUGGAUGAAUAUUUUGAAUGUGUAGCAUAUACUUAGUAUGACUACCUAUUUAUCACAUGUGCCU
Messenger RNA from Condylura cristata (star-nosed mole), 1165 nucleotides. It is a transcript of the gene CCDC122, whose product is annotated as coiled-coil domain containing 122. The record is from RefSeq and is a predicted model, not a curated record. NCBI's taxonomy places the organism in Eukaryota, Metazoa, Chordata, Mammalia, Eulipotyphla, Talpidae. The transcript has 5 exons. The coding region runs from base 1 to 825 and encodes 274 amino acids.